Messenger RNA from Eimeria acervulina, 2565 nucleotides. RefSeq lists its product as hypothetical. NCBI's taxonomy places the organism in Eukaryota, Apicomplexa, Conoidasida, Eucoccidiorida, Eimeriidae. The record is from RefSeq and is a predicted model, not a curated record. Bases 1 to 2565 code for a protein of 854 amino acids. The transcript has 11 exons.
AUGGGGUCCUUGCUGCUGCCCGAGCACCAGCAGCAGCAGCAGCAGCCAGAGCAACAGCAACAGCAGCAGCAGCAGCAGCAAAUAGUUUCCCUGUCCCGUCGGCUUGGGCUGCCUUCGGUUCUUUCUCGUAACUCAACCCCUCAGCAGCAGCAACAGGAGCAGCAGCAGCAGCAGCAGCAGCAAACGCAUCGCAAGCUACAACCCCAUUUGGUGUUGCUCGAAAGGGUUGUAGCAGCGAGAAGCCCUACGGAGCUGCUGCGGCUGCUGCAGCAGCAGCACAGACAUCUCAAUGCCGAUGCUGCUGCUGCAGCUGUCAUUAGAUUCGCCAAGCUGCAGCAGCAGCAGCAGCAGAAGACGCAGCAGAUGAGCGAAUCAUGCGGUGAUUACAACAGCAGCAGCAGCAGCAGCAGCAGCAGCAGCAGCAGCAGAAGCAGAGGCAUGUCAACUGAGGCGCUGCUGCAGCACCCCACCCACGUCGAGGCGCAGCUUCUUCAGCCGCAGCCGCAGCAGCAGCAGCAGCAGCAGCAGCAGCAGCAGCAGGUGCUGCAGCAGCUGCGCUGCAGCGGUUUGAGUUUGCUGCUCUGGGGGUUUUGUAGGGUGCGAGCGACGGAGGAGUUUUGGCUGUCUUUUGUUGCUGCACUGAGCAGCAAACUGCAUCUAUUCAACCCCCAUGAUAAAGGGGCCCUCGCAGCAGCAACAGCAGCAAGGAAGCUACAACCUGCAGCAACAGCAGCAGCAGCAACAGAUCUAGGACAAACAGCAGCAACUACAGCAGCAGCAGCAGCAGCAACAACAGCAGCUGCUGCUGUAGGCCCAGAAGGAGCGGGCUCUGGAGUGGGAGCAGCAGCAGAUAGCAAUAUAACCGCACACGUAUCAACGCCAGCAGCAGCAGCAACAGCAGCAGCAGACCCAGCAGUAGCAGCAGCAGACCCAGCAGCAGACCCAGCAGCAGCAGCAGCAGGUCCUGUGGGGGAUUGCUUUUUGUCUCUGCUGGCUAAGAAGGCUGCAGCUCUCGCCGGUGCGAUGAAGGGCCGCAGCAUCAGCACAGCAGCUCUUGCUCUUACGCAUCUUGCUUCCAGCAGCAGCAGCAGCAACAGCAGCAGCAGCAGCAGCAGCAGCACGAUAAGCAGCAGCAUUGCUGCCAGCAAGACCGCCUUCAUGGUUGGAGCAGCAGCGCAGAUAAUUCCGAAGGCCCAUACAUUUGACCCACAAGCGUUGAUUUUGCUGUUGUAUUCAUUUUCUAUAGAGUAUCAGCAGCAGCAGCAGCUUUUGCUGCAGCAGCAGCAACAGCAGGAGCAGCAGCAGCAACAGCAGCAACAGCAGCUGCAGUUGUUGGGAGCAGCUCUAGACAGCCUUGCUGCUGCAGUACAGAAGCAGCAGCAGCAUCUGCAGCCUCAGGGUCUCUGCAUCGGCUGUUUGGUGUUAAGCCGCACGAAGUGGAGGGACAAGCAUCACCUCUUUAAAACGCUUGAAAACCAAUUGUUAAAGCUCAAGAGCUUCCGCUCCUUCUCGUUGCAGCAGCUCGUUGUCCUCAUGUGGAGUGUGGCUAGACUGAAACAGCAGCAGCAGCAGCAGCAGCAGCAACAGCAGCAGCAGCAACAGCAGCAGCAGCAGCAAGAGCAGCAGCAGCAGCAGCAGCAGGAAGGGGAUCUGCUGCAGCGCCUGACUCAGGAACUGAGCAGAAGAACAAAGACAGAAAAGUUUAGGUGUAUUGACGUCGCAAUGGCUGUUGAGGCAGCAGCAGCAGCAGGGCCCUGCGCAAAGGAGGCUUUACACGGGCUGGCGGCGACAGCCAAGUCGCUAGCAGCAGCAGAGGAGUUCAGCACGAAAGAGCUUCUUUGGGUUGCUGCGGGGUUUGCAAAGGCAAACUUUGCUGCUGCUGCUGCUUUUUUUGCUGCUGCUGCUCAGUGCCUCGUCAAUAGGUGGGAGGGGGCCCCCUCUUUAGCUGCGGCUGCUCCUUUCCUUCUGGCUGCUACAAAACUGUCGAGCUCUAGAGACACCGCAACUCAGCUGCUGCUGCAGCAUGCUGCUGCUGCUGUGCAUGCCUGGCCAACAACGCCACAACAACAACAACAACAGCAGCAGCAGCAGCAACAGCAGCAGCACGAAGUGCAGCCCCGCAAAAGAAGUUGUUCUGAGAAGCCUUCCUACUCUGCUGAAGAGUUGGGGCUGCAUGCGUUCCGGGUGUAUCUGCAGCUCGUAAUGGCUCUCGCGAGGAGCAGCCACAAGGAAAAUUUAAACCGCGACAAAUUCCUCGCUACUCUCGAGGCAAACCUUGAAGAGUGCAGCACAGCAGACUGGAAUGAGCUACACCAUCUGGCAGCUCUCUGGGGCAUUCAGCAUCACCCGCAGUGGGUGUCGCUUGCUGCUGCUGCUGCCGGCCGCAUCCACCGUCAGCUGCUCCUGCAGCAGCAUCAGCAGCAGCAGCCAGCAGCGCGAAGCAGCAGCAGCAGCAGCAGCAGCAGGAGCGCAGCUGAGUACGAGCUGGAUGCCGAGGACUUUCUCUCCAACCUCCGCUUGCGUUUGGGUGUAUCGGCAUCUCCUGGAGGACCAGUGGUCCUUUAG